GCCCGGAACGCGGCAGGGAGUGGCAGCAGGAAAGAAAUGUGAACAGUGCUCGUACACGUGGCAGCGGAGUGGCAGUUAUCGUUCACGUGGCACUGUAAAGCAGUGUUAUCGCCUACAGUGUCAGUCACUCCACGCCGGCCGGAGAGAAAACAUGAAAGUGUUACGGAGGGGCGCCUUCCGCCACCUGUACCUGCUUUUUCUGUUCGUCCUCUUCAUCUUCUACUUGAGUCGAGUCCACAAAGUCGACAUCGAGGACGACUGGGAGUCCGUCAAGAGAGACCUGGUGGAAAAAGCCAAGGCCAAGCCCGGCGGAUACUUCGAUAAAGAUAACAAUGCCAAUGCGAAUGAUGUAGGCGACGAGGAUAUAUUCCCCGAGAGCGGCGUGGUCCCCGGGGGCGCGCAGCCCCUGAAGGACUGGCACAACCUGACGCAGGAGCGGCAGGACCGCCUGCGGAGUGGCCCGGGCGAGCACGGGGCGCCGCACCACCUCUCCGCCGGACGCGAGAAAGAGAGGGACGCUCUGUUCGAAACCAACGGCUUCAACGCUCUCCUCAGCGACGACAUCGCCCUCGACCGAUCCCUCAAGGACAUCAGGCACCCCANGUGUCAGGAGAAGCGUUACGCUGCGUCCCUGCCGACGGUAAGUGUUGUGAUCCCGUUCUUCGAAGAGCACUGGACGACGCUGUUACGAACGGUCGUGUCGGUGGCCAACCGGUCGCCCAAGCAUCUGCUCAAGCAGAUCAUCCUCGUCGACGACGGCAGCACCAUGAAAGCGUUUCUGAAGGAGCCGCUGGAAACGUGGCUUGCGGAGCACGUGCCGAUCACGCAGGUGGUGCGCCUCCCGGAGCGCCGCGGCCUUAUCACGGCGCGGCAGGAGGGCGCCAAGAGGGCCACGGCCGAUGUCAUUGUCGUCCUGGACUCCCACUGCGAGGUCAUGAUCAACUGGCUACCGCCUCUGCUUGACCCCAUCGUCAGGAACCCCCGCACGGCCGUGUGCCCUUUGAUCGACGUUAUCAACAAGGACACGUUCGCGUAUUCGGCGCAGGACAACGGCGGCCGCGGUGCCUUCGACUGGAGGCUUUACUACAAGCGCCUGCCACUUCCGCCCGAGGACGAGGCGCGGCUGCCCGAACCCUUCGAGAACCCAGUCAUGAACGGCGGCCUCUUCGCCAUCAGCCGCAAGUUCUUCUGGGAGCUCGGCGGCUACGACCCCGGCCUCGCCAUCUGGGGCGGCGAGCAGUACGACCUCUCGUUCAAGAUCUGGCAGUGCGGCGGGCGGAUGCUGGACGCGCCGUGCUCGCGCGUCGGCCACGUGUUCCGGCACGCGCCCAAGGGCAGGCCCUCGGUGCACUUCGACUUCCUGAGCAAGAACUACAAGCGCGUGGCGGCGGUGUGGAUGGACGAGUACGCGGAGGCGCUGUACCGCAGGAACCCGCACCUGAGGGAGGUCGACGAAGGGGAUGUUUCCAGAGAGGUCGAGAUCCGCAAGAAGCUCAAGUGCAAGAGCUUCAAGUGGUUCCUGGAGAACGUGGCGCCGGACCUGCUCGUCAAAUACCCGCCCGUCGAGCCCCCGGACUUCGCCAACGGGACCAUCCGGAGCAAGGCUUCCCCGACGCUGUGUCUGGAUAACGGCUCCCGUGAAUACGGGGACAUCAUCAUGUACAACUGCCACGGAGGAUACAGUCAGUACUUCUCUCUCUGUUGGAGGAAAACGAUUAAGAUACAGAACGAACAAUUCUGCUGGAUGCUUCCCCACAGCAGAGACAAAGCACCGGCGCAGUUCAACUGCCAGAAUUCCCACCACGUUCCUGCACAGACGUGGAGAUACGAUCCCGACACGCAGCAGAUCCAGAGCGAGCUGCACGGCUGGUGCGUGGAGGCGAGCCCCAGCGCGCGCACCGUCCACAUGGCCAACUGCGACGCGUCCAAGCUCGACCAGAAAUGGGAGUGGACGUUCACCAACACCAAGCUCAUCCACGACACGUUCCCGCCGUUCUCGGGCCGGGAUACUCUCUAGGGGCGGAGGGGAGGGACGGGAGGGGGUAAUAAGAGGGCGCUGGGACAGAAGGGAGGGGAGGAGGCGACGCUGCCGGUGCUGGAGGGUUGGGGCAGCGGAAGGCAGUGGAUGGCUGGGUAGAAAUGAGGCUAAGCCUUACUUCUUUCCAGAUAAUUGAAGAAUGACUGAAAAUCAGCGUUGGAUUUUCAAGGCCUCUAAAGGCUCUGUAAAUAUACUUUGCUACCUGUUAUGAUAACUGUAAAUCAUGGAACUUUCCGUGCUGAUAACAAUAAUAUGGAUAAAAAUCACUUUUUGUGAAGCAGCUCCGGCGUGACUGCUAGUCAGUGAGGGAGAGAAAGGUCAUGCAAAUAAAUUAUUUAUUUAGAUUUGAUUCCGGCGUUGGGUGCGGAUGGCGUGCGAGCGCGCGCUGGCUGGUCCGGACCCGAUUCACGUUUUCAGGGAAGAAACCGUUCACUUUGAGAAUCUGUUGUCCAGUUCGCAAGGAAAGAGACCCUGAUAUGCUUCUCGUCUUGAACAAACGAACAGACUAAAAUGCAGUCAAAAAGCACCAAAAGUCUUAUUCAUCGAGCAACGAGUUGCCUUCAUUUACUCAGGCAAGAUUCGACGUUCG
This is a messenger RNA of Penaeus monodon (black tiger shrimp), 2627 nucleotides long. RefSeq names its product N-acetylgalactosaminyltransferase 6-like. The record is from RefSeq and is a predicted model, not a curated record. The coding region runs from base 152 to 2017 and encodes 621 amino acids. The transcript is spliced from 12 exons. NCBI's taxonomy places the organism in Eukaryota, Metazoa, Arthropoda, Malacostraca, Decapoda, Penaeidae. Gene Ontology annotation, cellular component: Golgi apparatus.